UCCACGUGCUAAAAACGUCAGCCCUGAUUGGACAGCGCGUGAUCAUUGUCGUUUCUGAUUGGCUUCCACCCCAAGCAACACAUCGCCAUGUUUUUCCAUGAAGCUACUUUACAGACAUUUGUGCUUCAAAAUAUCUAUUUUUACGCUGAGCAACGGGGGUUAUAGUGUCGAACUAUUAUUUAGCAAUAACGGGACCUUUUCGACGUCUUAGAAGAACACCUCCAGCCUCUCCCAGGGCUCCGGACCAGUUUAGAUCCAUUGUGGCCAUGGAGAAAGUGGGCGUGUACGAGGUGAUGACUGUGACAGAGGAGGUGGAGAAUUCCUGCAACAUGUUAGAAAUGAGUCCGAAAAAAAAGAGGCACAACAAAGCUCAAAUAGAUUGUAUCGGAAAGCCUAAGAAGCCCAGGUCAGCGUAUCUUCUGUAUUAUUUUGACGUCCAUCAGUUAAUGCAGCAGGAUGCGCCGAAUCUUCCACAGUCAGAGAUUAACAAGAGAAUCAGCGAGAGCUGGAAAAGCCUCAGUGUGGCUGAGAAAAGUUACUAUUUGGAGAAGGCCCAGUCUGAGAAGGACGGCACCGAUGUUUCCUCUCUCAGCCCUUCCAAAGAUUUACCAGGCUUCAGAAAAAUCCUCCCUCGAUCCAGUUACUUCAUCUUGGCAAAAGGCUCCACCUCUUCCUCUCCCCCCUCCACCUCCUCCACUAACACGCUGGGAAGUUUACCAACUGAUGUGCCCUUGGACUGUACAGAGCCUCCGGUGGAUGGCUUCCCCUCUUUGUCACUUCCUCCUGAAGCUGAGGUCCACACUCUUGAUAUGGCCAGCGAGGUGGAACUCUCUGAGCAGGCGAAUGCCAUUGAUAAUCUCAACAACCCAGCUGCUACCUUUCACUCUACCUCCUAUCAAGUACUCACAACCUCAUCUUCUCAGAACUCAUCUCUGCUUUCAAAACACAAAGCAGCACCCAAAGAUGAAACAGCGGCUCCACAGGGUUACAGUGGAUUGAUGCUGCAGCCAAUACAGACGAAAACCAGCCAGGUGGUAGCAGUAAUACAGAACCAGAACUUGUUGGCACCCAAGUCUUUGACCUCCACAAUGGGUCCAGUUAUUGUGGCUUCGAUGGGAGCCUCUUCUACUCCCUCAUACAAAAUGUCUGUGAAGAAGUACACCAGAAGAGGUCAUGGGAAGUGUCCCAGUCCAGGCUGUUCGUAUGUUUAUGUCACUCGUCAUAAGCCACCAACAUGCCCUACAUGCGGGUAUCACCUCGGCGGCAAAUGGAUUCCUGUUGCCAAGAAAGUAAAAGGUCAAGCUGAUUCUGCCUCUAAGAAGCCACCAGACGCAACGGAGUCCAAAGAGAGCAGUCAACCUAUGGAUACGAAUAAGCCCAAGCCAGUAGGAAGCAAGAAUCUCUCACCAUGCUCCAAUAAAAUAAGUGAUGUUCCAUUGUUGAGUCCAGCAGAGGGCAGCAGCACUCAGCGACGGGAACAACAACAGCAAUUAAAGAAGGUGGUUUCAUCUCCAAGCCCAAACAAACCCACAGUGAAGGUCAGACCUGCCCGGCCCAUUCUGCCGGCUUGUCAAGGCACAGGUCACCAGUUUGUGCAGAUCAUAACAAUCCCAUCUGUCACUCAAGAUGAUCAGACCCACAGCAGUAAAAAGUCAUCCGCAACAGUUCCUCCAGAGAGUCUCUCCGGUCUCAAACCAAGCACUUUGAAGCAGCUGGGCCAGACUGUAACCACGACCACAACCUCGCAGGCUUCGACGUCAUUAUUGGGAGGGAAGUCUUCCGCUGACAAACCAAUGAAUCUGGUUUCUGUUGUUCCUGUGAAGCAGAGCACAUUUUCCUGCGCUGAUCUGGGUCUCUCCACUGCGAGAGGCAGGGGGCGCUGUAAGAAUCCCUCUUGUGACUAUGUGUAUAAGAACAGAUACAAACCUGCUGUGUGCCCGAAAUGCGGCAACAAGCUGACUCAGGGCAGCCAAGGGAAGAAGUCAGUGACACUGGUCGACCCACACCAGCCUCUGACGGCUGCUCAGAAAGACCUCCAGCGCCAGUCCACCCUGCAGCUUUUACGCCGUUCCCUCCAGAUCCCAGAGAAUGAGGCUGAGUUGCAGGAGGUUUUGAACAUCAUCCAGGAGUUCAACAGUCUCCAGAUCAUCCUAGUUCAAUUAAGCGACCAGCAAGAGGAGGGAAACGUUGAAACAGGGACUCUGGUGGAGUCAGGGUGGCCUCAGUUUUAUCAGUCCUCCGCCACUCAUUGUGGUCUUUGUAACACCCCUCUCUACAAAGGAGGGCAGAGCACGAUUGCAGGACAAGAAGACUGCUGGCUGCUCACAGAGGCGCUCAUCCAGUCUGCCUCACUGCAACUCAAGGUGUGUCCCAACAUCCACUGCCUGGCUCUGCACAGCUUCACCGACCUGCACCCAGCUUUGUUCAACAUUGGAAACAAACUACUGGUUACCAUCGACCUGUUUCUGAGGAUCCGCUCCAACAUCAAACUGGGUCAUCCGCCUGCCCAAGUCGCUGCAACUCUACUCGACCAUGUCCCCAGUCAUCCUGUCCAUUCUCUGCGCCCGGAGGAAUCGUCUCAAAUCCAGGAGCUGCUAUUAACAGGAUACUGGGCCUUUGAGUGUUUGACCGUCCGAGAUUACAACGAUAUGAUCUGCGGCAUCUGUGGGGUCGCUCCCAAAGUGGAGAUGGCAAGGAGACACACAGACAAUGUGCUGGAGCUCAAGAACGUGGAGUUCACCUGGCCGGAGGUUUCCAUCCCAGACGAGGUGCACGUGGAUGACUUCUGGCUGACCAUGGAAAGCGAGGCGAUUGAACAGGCGGCUUUUCCCUCAGAUAUCCCCAUCAUUCGUGUAGAUGCUUCCAUCAUUGCACCCUUCAUUCCUCCACUGAUGAGAGGCCCCACUGUGGUCAACACAGAGAAAGACAAAGUCCUGCCCAACAAUCCUCAACCUGCUGGAGAUCCAUCAGUUUUGGUUCGUCUCAUUCAUGACGGUCAGCUGAGACUGGACGCAAUAGAGGACCACAGCGAGGAGGAGCUGAGGACAAUACUGCAGCGCUGCGGGGCAAACGUUUCCUCUGGACACACAAAGGACGAGCUGCUGGCAUCUCUGGUGACCCUGUAUACCACUGUCCAUAGUGGUCUGUCUACAGCACCACAGCCCUCACAGCACCUCACUGCAGGCAAGCUGUCCAAAGUCUGCCCACAUAAGGUGGUUUGUGGCUCCAAGUACUUGGUGAGGGGUGAAACUGCUCGAGACCAUGUUGACCUACUCCUGUCCUCGCGUUUCUGGCCUCCGGUUUACGUGAGCGACUGCGCCCGGCAGGUGGCGCUAUGUACCGAUGUACAGUAUCCAGAAGUGGCAGUGCAGAUGUGGGGUCGGAAUCAGGGGUGUUUCUCUGACCCCUUUGAAAAGCCAGAGUUUGUCUCAUGUCCUGAACUACAAGACCAGGCCUCUCCAGCAGAUCUGCCUCUUCUUGAAGAGAACCAGCACCUUCACCCAAUGACAAAAUCCUCCUCCCACUGGCUGGUCCAUCCACCCGGUGCAGGUCAGGACCAGGAGAGUCCCGAGCACCAUUCCAUGGCUCUGUGCAGAGAGCUGGAGCCUUACAGGAGUCUGCUGGCCGACGCAGACGAGGGAGAGCCGUCCGAUAAGCCUCAGGAGCGCGCGCCACAGCAGCCCAUUGUUUUCAACAACACCGCCUUCUACUACAUCUAUAACCGCCUGGUGGACUUCCUCUCCAGCAGAGACAUCGUGACUCAGCAGAUCAAACAAGUGGUGAAGGCCUGCCAGCCUGGAGAGGUGGUGAUCAGAGACGCACUCUACAGACUUGGGGUGGCUCAGAUCAAGAGAGAGGGUGAGGAGGAGACCGACAGAGAGCAGCUGCAGGUGGAGACAGAGACUGUGUACGAGGUCCUGGUGCAUCAGUGAGAACCUUUCCAAAAUUGAUAUGUGAAAAUCUUCAAAAGUUUAAAUGAAACUUCCAUUUGUCUGUGCUUUACCUUGCCAUUAUGUUAGGGAAAAAAACCUACCAUUAUGAAGAUGUUCUUGUUAUCCAACAAUUCUGCACAUAACCACUGCCUUUUACCAAUAUAUUUUUAAUAUAUGAAGCAGCCUUUUAACUGCACGUUGAUUUUGUCUGAAUACUGUUUAAUGUGAGGUAGACCAUGUAAACAGAACAUGUGGAUCUGUGACUGUAACAUUGAUGUACAGUAAAUAAUAAAUCUAUGUCGGCAUGUACAUGUAAACGCCUGUAAUGUCACCAAAAUGAACUUGCCAUGCUGUGACUGGCAUGUGUCAGUGAAAUGUUUCAGGGCAGAGCCAGCUGAGAUGAUGUUUCUGGAGAGAGGGAAGUCCGCCUGCCAUCUGAUCAUAAGGUGCCUUACUUGCCUUCUGUCUGCUCAAAUGCCUGUUGAUAGUAAUAUACAUAUUGUGACUGUGGUGACAAAGAUCCCACAAUUUGUAUUCAGAAGUUCUGAUAGACGUUGACCAUGUUAAGGAAUCAGACUCUGAUUUUAGGAAUCUCAAGUCUCUAAAGAUGACUGACAUUUUCGCUUUUCUUUUUAGAAAUCAAUUCUGAAGCAGUGACUACUGGUGAGUUGGACAUGUUCCUUCUGGCUGAAGAGCUUCUCCUGGCUCAGCUCCGAUUUUGUGUCUGGAAGGCGAGGAGCAACUUUGGUUCAACACAAUGUUAGCCACUGACUUCCCUCCUCAAUAACUCACUGUGUCAUUUCAUUAGCCUUAUUCUGUUGUGCCUUUGAUUAUUGCAUGACCAGUGAGUUGUAGACACUUGGAAAAGCUAUAAAUCUAAAUCAACACAACAUCACAGCACCAGACAGUCGGUCACCAGUCGGCCUGUUACGGGUUCACCACUUCUGACAUUUUGAAAUCAGCAGUUAGCGAUUUCUGUCCUCCAAUAACACUUCUCUGUUCUUUAAAAUGACUUUGAGCUUCUUUACCAUGGACCUUGUUCACAUAGCUUUUCUUUUGAAACACCAGUCGACGUGAACAAACCCUCCGCUGUUGAGCUGCUUCACUGCUGCACCGUAGAAAAUCACAAAAAUGAGAUGUAAUAGUCUUAUCAAAGUGUAAACAGCCCACUCCUUUCCCAUGGUUGUUGUUGAUUCAACCCACUUGUGACAACAUACAAAUACUAAGGCUUUAAUUACAAUGAACAUAGCGAGCACAUUGAUGCACCGCCGGAACAUUUCUGUGAGAGCGCUUGCCUCGGUGGGUUUUCCCCGGCCGCUCGCCACCACGCCGUGGUUGGCUCCAGCCGCCAGCAGGCAUGGAGUGAUGAAAGAGUGAUUAUGUUCGAGAGGGCCAAAGGAAUGCCAGAAUAAAGGGAGAUGUUUUUAACAAAAAGGAACAAAAUUGGUGCCAUGAAAUCACAUUUUUACAAAAUAGAAAUAUACCAAUCCAAAAAGUUUAGUUUUCAAAUUUGUAUGACAACAAAUGAAUAUGAAGAUUUUAUGUUAAUUAUAUAUUUUUUAAAGCUAAUUUUAUUUGAUUCUUUUUUUUUUUGGUGUUGAAAUGUCCUUUGUGGUGGCGUGACUAUCAUGUGUGCGAAAUUGUAGAAUUUUAUGAAUGUUCAAAUUGGUUUGUUUUCAUGUGUGGAGUGUUAGUGGACCAUCUUCCCUCGUGCCUUCUGAACCAGAGAAAACAAAUUAACUAGUACCAUGAUGUUUGCCAUUUGUGUGUAAUAUUCCAGAGCAAAAGGAACCUCGCCUGGGUUUGGCUCACUUGUAGGUGUCUGUGGUUGAAGCGGUGGUGAAGUGAAUGUAGAAAGUUUUAAAGAAGCAGAUAUCUGUUUUUCUGGAAAAGUGAUCCAAGCUACAACCUCACAGCAUGAAGGUGGUGGGUUUGAAUACAGCCAGAGGGUGGACCAUGGUCCUCUCUUUGUGAUGUUAGUGGAACGUUCGGGUGUAAGAGUUGUCUUCGGUUUAUAUGUGCCACGGUAUGACCUGUUCAGGAUGCUCCCUGCCUUUCGCCCCAUGUUGCAGAGAUGGACUCCAGCCCUUCUUAGUCUAUUGUGUGUAAGACCAUCCUGUAGAAACCAGGAGAUGAGUUGAGAUGGUUUUUGCACCAAAUGAUCUCACCUUCCUGAGAAGAUAUUGUCCCUGAUGGCUCUUCUUCAAUAUCUCCUCAGUAUUAGAGGGAAGCCUCUUGGGAAGGGAUGAAUAACUGGAUUCAAAUAUAUGAAAAUAAUGUAUGACAAGUGGUUCUCAUCCACACAGAGCCUCUUCUGCACAGUGGCAGUACCUUACCAGUCCUGGGCCCCUCCCACCAGACAGGUGUGCUUUGAAAUCUUUUCUUUAUCUACAACAUGUUGGACUAAUUCAGUGACGUCAAUAAUUUGUUUAAGAAGCUUAAGCUUCCAUAUACUGUACUUGAUACUUCAGCUGUGGCUUCUGAUGUGCAGAGACGAUCCUUAAGUUCAGUUGAGUUCGGACAGACGCCGGCAAUGUUUAUGAUGGUUUUGGCUUGUUUGUGCUCCGAUGCUUCUAUCUGGUCUCUCUCUUUUCAGAUUCUCUCUUCCUCUUCUUUGGCGGCUUUGCCUGUUGUACCUGAUGCUAA
Synchiropus splendidus (mandarinfish) is the source of this 6578-nucleotide messenger RNA. RefSeq names its product HMG box domain containing 3 (gene hmgxb3). NCBI's taxonomy places the organism in Eukaryota, Metazoa, Chordata, Actinopteri, Syngnathiformes, Callionymidae. The transcript is spliced from 21 exons. The coding region runs from base 267 to 3932 and encodes 1221 amino acids. The record is from RefSeq and is a predicted model, not a curated record.